CAAACGAAGAAGAAGACAAUGGCACACUUUGUUCUAAUCCAUGGUAUGUCUCAUGGGGCUUGGUGCUGGUAUAAGAUUGUCUCGCUGCUCAAAUCAGCCGGUCAUCGUGCCACUCCGUUGGAUCUCGGUGCAUGUGGCAUCAACACGAAGCAGAUCAGCGAGCUGGAUUCCGUGUGGGAUUAUGCGCAGCCACUGAUGGAAUUCAUGGCUUCUUUGCCUCAAGAGGAGAAGGUAAUAUUAGUGGGUCAUAGUUUUGGUGGGGUUAGCAUGUCUUUAGCCAUGGAAAGCUUCCCUAUGAAAGUACUGGCUGCUGUUUAUAUCACAGCUUUUAUUCCCACCCAUCGUUCUCCUAUUGCAACUGCAGUAGCCGAGUGCCUGAAAAGGGUAUCGGAGGAGCCGAUCAUGGAUUAUCAGCACACCUUCGAUGAUGGGUUUGAAAAUCCCCCAACUCGUGCCUUAUUUGGACCAAAAUUCAUUGAGGCAAAGGUGUAUCAACUCUCACCCAAAGAGGACAUAGAAUUAAUGUUAACGUUGCAGAGACAAGGGAAGUGGUUCAUCAAAGAUUUGUCUGAGGAAUCUUUGCUAUCAGAAGAAAAAUUCGGAUCGAUCGACCGGGUUUAUGUAGUUUGCGAAGAUGAUUUGCUGAUAAAAUCAAGCUUGCAGAAAUGGUACAUCGAAAAUAGUCCAACAGUUGACGUGAAAUUCAUAGCUGGUACAGAUCAUAUGCCCAUGUUUUCCAAGCCACACGAGGUCUGCAAAUGUCUCCAGGAAGUUGCUGCCAAAUACAAUUGAUUCAACCACAAACAUUUCAGUCGCCCAACUUUGUAAUUGAUGAACAAAUAAGUGGUUUUUAUUGUGUACGAUCCUUCUUUUAUUUGACUAAGCAAAC
Hibiscus syriacus is the source of this 889-nucleotide messenger RNA. Its product is annotated as methylesterase 10-like. The record is from RefSeq and is a predicted model, not a curated record. Gene Ontology annotation, molecular function: methyl jasmonate esterase activity; methyl salicylate esterase activity; methyl indole-3-acetate esterase activity. Lineage: Eukaryota; Viridiplantae; Streptophyta; Magnoliopsida; Malvales; Malvaceae. Bases 19 to 792 code for a protein of 257 amino acids. The transcript has 4 exons. Gene Ontology annotation, biological process: salicylic acid metabolic process; jasmonic acid metabolic process.